Neoarius graeffei (lesser salmon catfish) is the source of this 2370-nucleotide messenger RNA. It is a transcript of the gene lrfn5b, whose product is annotated as leucine rich repeat and fibronectin type III domain containing 5b. Bases 1 to 2370 code for a protein of 789 amino acids. The transcript has 2 exons. Lineage: Eukaryota; Metazoa; Chordata; Actinopteri; Siluriformes; Ariidae. The record is from RefSeq and is a predicted model, not a curated record. Gene Ontology annotation, molecular function: protein binding.
AUGGAGACCCUAUUUGUUUAUGUGAUGGUCGUGAUCAUGGCAGUAAAAGCCCAGAAGAUCCAAAUAUGUCCCAAACGUUGCAUUUGUCAAGUGCUGCCUCCCAACUUAGCCACUUUAUGUGACAAAAAGGGGCUGCUUUUUGUUCCCCCGGACAUUGACAGACACACAGUAGAACUGCGACUUGGUGACAAUUUUAUCACAACUGUCAAACGAAAGGACUUUGCCAACAUGACCAAGCUUGUAGACUUGACACUAUCCAGGAACACAAUAGGCUCUAUAACACCCCAUGCUUUCAAUGAUCUGGAGAACCUACGUGCCCUGCACUUGGACAGCAACCGUCUGACACGAAUCACAAACGACACCUUUAGUGGCAUGUCCAAGCUCCAUCAUCUCAUUCUGAACAACAAUCAGCUCAUGUAUAUUCACAUAGGAGCCUUUAACGACCUUCUGGCCCUUGAAGAGCUUGAUCUCUCUUACAACAAUCUAGAGAGUGCCCCAUGGGUGGCCAUCCAGCACAUGACUAGCCUGCACACUUUAAGUCUGGACCACAACAUGAUAGACUACAUACCCGAAGGAACAUUUUCAGGCCUCAUGAAACUCAAACGUCUGGAUGUCACUUCCAACAAGCUUCAGAAGCUUCCACCUGAUCCAGUCUUCCAGCGUGCAGGUGUUUUAGCCACAUCGGGUAUUUUGGGUCCGUCAUCAUUUGCGUUGAGCUUUGGGGGGAACCCAUUACGCUGCAACUGUGAGUUGCUGUGGUUGAGGAGACUACGGCGUGAGGAUGACCUGGAGACUUGCGCUGCUCCACAGCACCUCUCAGGACGCUACUUCUGGACGGUUUCUGAAGAGGAGUUCCUAUGCGAGCCUCCACUCAUCACACGUCAUUCCCAGGAGACCCGGGCAUUAGAAGGCCAACAUGUUACUCUGCGCUGUAAAGCAAGGGGUGAUCCAGAUCCUGUUAUUCACUGGAUUGCCCCUGAUGGUAGACUGGUGUCCAACUCAACCCGAACAGUAGUGCACACUGACGGGACACUAGAUAUCGUCAUCAGCACAGUGAAAGAUUCUGGAUCGUUCACAUGUGUGGCAUCCAACCCUUCUGGAGAAGCGCAGCAGACUGUUCAGCUAUUUAUCAUCAAACUGCCACAUUUCACUAAUGACACAAGCUUAGUACAGGAACCAGAUCCUGGCUCAUCAGAUAUUGCUACGUCCACCAAAUCAGGUGGAGAUGGUAGCACUGCCAUUAGCAACACCAAAGCUGGGCAGGAAAAACGGGUGCUGAUUUCUGAAAUUACAUCCUCCUCUGCUCUGGUGAAAUUUAACUUACAACGGAAUAUACCAGGGAUCCGGAUGUUCCAGAUACAAUACAAUGGCACUUAUGAUGACUCACUAGUCUACAGAAUGAUCCCUCCAACCAGUAAAAACAUCCUGGUGAACAACCUGGCAGCUGGGACAUCGUAUGACCUCUGUGUGCUUGCAAUUUAUGAUGAUGCAAUGACCACUCUCACAGCUACCCGCGUGGUGGGGUGUGUUCACUUUGCAACAGAGCCCCAGUACCUCCGGUGCCACUUCAUGCAAUCACAGUUCCUUGGAGGUACCAUUGUCGUCAUCAUUGGAGGUAUCAUUGUUGCCUCAGUCUUGUCUUUCAUCAUCUUCCUUAUUGUACGUUAUCGAGUGUGCAACCAGGAUGGCGAGGACAAGGGAGUGGAGCUGGGAGAAAUUCGUUCUCAGUCCAGGAGCGAGCAGCUUCAGGUCUGUGGAAUCAUCAAGACCAUGUCCAAGCAGGUUCUGGGUGUAGAGAUGGAUGCAUGUCGGAAGGUUUCCCCACAACUGGAGUCAGUGCCCACGUUAGGAACUACGUCUGGGCCUCGACCCUCUAAACCUGCCCUUCCCGACUGUACUGUUACUACCUCUGCCGCCAGUCACAGCUGGCAUCCUGCCUCCCCCAACACCCAGCGCCCCAUGCAUGCUGCCUCACACAAACCUGCAGGCCCUCAAAAGCCAGACACAGAGAUCAGUGUGGAGCUUGACAACACCAACAAAAACAAUUCAGCCAAGGCACGUCCCAAAUCUGCCCAAAUACGAGCCUACUCCACCACAGUGAUGCCAGUGUCCAGAAGGGUACAGCUCGAGUCCUCACGCUACAUGACUGUUCCAGUGGGGUGUAUGAGAGUGAGCCGUAGACACUCUUUAAACGUAGACUCCUGUAAGCAGACCGGCUAUGGGAGUCUCCUGCAGCAGACUGGCAGCCUCCGCUCCAAACGCAGUCUGUCCAUGAGUGGUGGAGAUCUUCCCCAGCUGGACGUUUCAGCCAAAAUCCAUGGAAAAGACUCCCUGUCCAGGUCAGAAUGGGUUCUAGAAAGCACACUUUAA